Molecule: messenger RNA, 1419 nt
Organism: Botrytis byssoidea
Lineage: Eukaryota; Fungi; Ascomycota; Leotiomycetes; Helotiales; Sclerotiniaceae
Exons: 2
Coding region: 1-1419 (472 amino acids)
Biological process (GO): nucleoside transmembrane transport
Cellular component (GO): plasma membrane; fungal-type vacuole membrane
Molecular function (GO): nucleobase transmembrane transporter activity; nicotinamide riboside transmembrane transporter activity
Source: RefSeq, a predicted model, not a curated record
AUGAGUAAUUCAAGUGAUAAUCGAACGGCGGUCGACCGUCUACGAGCGUUAUUUAACAAUCCGAAUCCCGAACCCGCAUAUGAACCUAUCUCGAGCAGUUCUAGUAUUCACGAAGACGAUGUACGCAGACCAGUCCUCGUCUUACCAGAUCAAGUCGAAACUGAGCCCUUCUCAUGGUUCGAGUAUGGAAUCUUUAUGUUAAUCGGAGUGGCAAUGCUUUGGGCAUGGAACAUGUUUUUAGCAGCCGCGCCAUACUUUCAGAGCCGAUUCCAAGACAGUGAGAGCAUUCUUCAACAUUUCCAAUCUGCGAUUACAUCCGUUGGAACGGUUACGAAUCUUGGCUCGAUGCUACUCCUGAGUCAUCUACAAUCGAACGCCUCCUACCCAAAACGUAUCAUAGCCUCCCUCGUCCUCAAUACUAUUGUCUUUACGCUUCUUGCGAUAUCCACCUCAUACUUUCGCGAUGUUUCGUCGAGUGGCUAUCUAACUUUCACUUUGAUAAUGGUAUUCGCGACUUCCUGUGCAACGGGGCUUCUACAGAACGGGGCUUUCGCUUUCGCAUCAAGCUUCGGCCGACCAGAAUACAUACAGGCUAUUAUGACGGGGCAAGCAAUCGCCGGAGUCUUGCCAUCAGCUGCACAAAUUGCUACCGUUUUGGCUGUUCCGCCGCCCGACCAUUGGGCUGAUGUAAAUGCGGAGACUGCAGAUGUGAAGGAAAAUACAACUUCGGCAUUUCUUUAUUUUUUGACGGCCACAGUCAUAAGUGUUCUCACACUAGUCUUUGUCUACCCCUUACUUCGGAAGCAGAAUCGAAUCCUUGAGAGUCGCGCGGCGUCAUCGGCUAACAGUGACGAAGAGAUUGACGAAAAUGGUAAACACGAGGUUGUUGGUAUGGUUAGACUAUUUAAAAAGCUUUACUGGCUUGCAGGAGGUGUAUUCAUGUGUUUCACUGUUACAAUGUUCUUCCCGGUGUUCACAUCAAAAGUGGUUUCAGUAAGGCCUGCCGAUGGAGCUCCUCGAAUACUUCAACCCGAAGCUUUCAUCCCCCUCGGAUUUUUGGUUUGGAAUAUCGGCGAUCUUUGUGGCCGUCUGCUUCCACUUCUACCUUUUCAUACCAAGGCACGACCUAUUCCGCUUUUCGUAUUCUCUAUUCUUCGAAUUGGCUUCGUUCCUUUGUACCUUCUCUGUAACAUCGAAGGCAAGGGAGCGAAGGUCAAUAGCGAUGUAUUUUACCUUCUCGUUGUUCAGGCUGGAUUCGGGCUGAGUAAUGGCUGGCUCGGCAGUUCUUGCAUGAUGGCAGCUGCUGAGUAUGUUAACGAAGAGGAACGAGAAGCAAGUGGGUCCUUUAUGAUGACCAACUUGGUUGCUGGUUUAAUGGCUGGAUCUUUACUCAGCUUUGCUGUAGCCGGCAUUUCCUAA